AAGAAGCAAACUAACAGACUCUGCAUCGCAAAUACAUGAAAUAUGACUUACUAGCUGAAUACGCCUCAAAAAUCGACGUCUCCGUGUAUUGCGUGCUUUAUUCAAAAAAUUAGACAACUCGCUGUCGUCUAUUAAAAAAGUAUAUACCCACAAAGUUAAUAAUAGUACAAUUCAAUAUUACCAUAACUAAAUGACUAUAUUUAUUUUCGGCGUUUUUCUCAAACGAUAGCGAAAUGUGUAGCAUUGUGUUUGAUGCAGAGGUGGUUGUUCCACCCAGUCACCUGAACGUGGCCUUUUUUGAGGAAGUGCUUGAGACAGCACUGCGAACCGCAAGAGUCCAAUUGCUGGCCAUACAUAUUCGAAUGGGCAGCAGCACUGGGGAAAACUAUUGCAGUCAAAUAUAUCGAGCGAAAGUAUCGUUCAAGCGUCCCGACCAUCCGGAGCAGCAGAUGGUGUUUAUUGUGAAGAGCAUUCCUCGUCAAGAUUCAGUGGAGUUUAUUGAGGAUCUAGAAGUGUACCUAAAGGAGAAGAUCACGUACACCGAAGUUCUUCCUCGACUAGAGCUGAUGAUGCAAUGCAAGCGGCGCUUUGGACCCAAGUAAGUGAAAAUUAGGAAAAUAAAAGGAUCGUUGUUUAGUGA
This is a messenger RNA of Drosophila rhopaloa, 640 nucleotides long. RefSeq lists its product as uncharacterized. The transcript is spliced from 2 exons. The coding region runs from base 234 to 602 and encodes 122 amino acids. The record is from RefSeq and is a predicted model, not a curated record. Lineage: Eukaryota; Metazoa; Arthropoda; Insecta; Diptera; Drosophilidae.